GAAAUGGGUAGGAUCAGCUUCUCUUGCCUUUUUCCUGCUUCAUGGCACUUCAGUAUUUCCCCUGUUGGGUGUCCACGAAUAUUGAAUACCACAUUACGGCAAAUUAUUGUUACCGGUCUCCUUGCUGCUGCAUUUUUCAUAUUGUAUUACUCUGUUUUGAAAUACAGCUCCCGGGACAAAAAGCUGCACAGGUAUCUUGCGCGAGUAACGGACACCGAAGCCACAGACACAAGCAACCCAAAGCUGAAUUACGGCAUUAUGGUGGAUUGUGGUAGUAGUGGAUCUCGGAUCUUUGUGUAUUGGUGGCCAAGGCAUAAUGGCAACCCUCAUGAUUUACUUGACAUCAAACAAAUGCGGGAUGAAAACAGAAAACCAGUGGUUAUGAAAAUUAAGCCAGGCAUUUCAGAAUUUGCUACCUCUCCUGAGAAAGUUAGUGACUAUAUUUUCCCACUACUGAACUUUGCUGCCGAACACAUACCCCGUGCAAAGCACAAAGAAACCCCUCUAUACAUUCUCUGUACCGCAGGGAUGAGAAUCUUGCCAGAGAGCCAGCAAAAGGCAAUCCUGGAAGAUCUUCUUACUGAUAUCCCAGUGCAUUUUGAUUUUCUGUUUUCGGAUUCUCACGCUGAAGUGAUUUCAGGAAAGCAAGAAGGAGUAUAUGCAUGGAUUGGCAUCAACUUUGUCCUUGGAAAAUUCGAACAUAUGGAUGAAGAGGACGAAGCAGUCGUGGAAGUGCACGUUCCUGACAGCGAAAGCAAAGAAGAAGUUGUCCGAAAGAGGACCGUGGGUAUACUUGACAUGGGUGGUGUUUCAACUCAAAUAGCCUAUGAAGUCCCUAAAACUGAGGAGGUGGCCAAGAACCUACUGGCGGAAUUCAACUUGGGCUGUGAUGCUCAUCAGAGCGAACAUGUGUAUCGCGUCUACGUGGCAACUUUUCUGGGCUUCGGCGGGAACGCUGCUCGGCAGAGAUACGCAGACAACAUAUUCACCAGUACAGUAUUGAGAAACAGGCUUCUCAGUAAACAGAUCGGCCUGACCCCUGAGACUCCCUACUUAGACCCUUGCCUGCCCUUAGAUGCCGAGGACGAAGUCCAACAAAAUGGACAGAUUCUGUACCUUCGCGGGACGGGAGAUUUCCACCUGUGCCGCGAUGAAUAUUGUGCCACAAAGUGGUCUGUUCUACGGGAAAGAUUUGAUCAUGGCCUGUAUGCAUCCCAUGCAGAUCUCCAUCGACUGAAGUAUCAGUGCUUUAAGUCAGCCUGGAUGUACGAGGUAUUUCACAAUGGCUUCGGUUUUCCCGUGAACUACAACAACUUAAAAACAGCCCUUCAAGUAUACGAUAAAGAGGUGCAGUGGACGUUGGGGGCCAUCCUCUACCGAACCCGGUUUUUACCUUUGAGAGACAUCCAGCAGGAGAAUUUCCGAGGAAACCACCCCCACUGGCGCAGCUUCGCCUUCGUUUACAACCAUUACUUGUUCUUUGCCUGCUUCUUCGUCGUGCUGCUCUCCAUCCUGCUCUACCUGCUGCGGCUGCGCAGGAUCCACCGGCGAAUUCUGCACAGCGGCUCUUCUCCUGCCCUCUGGAUCGAAGACGGUCUCCCGCCUCAGAAGAUCCCCGGAGGCUUAUAAGCUGCUGACUGAAUCUCAGACCCGCUCCU
Molecule: messenger RNA, 1658 nt
Organism: Protobothrops mucrosquamatus (brown spotted pit viper)
Lineage: Eukaryota; Metazoa; Chordata; Lepidosauria; Squamata; Viperidae
Gene: ENTPD4
Product: ectonucleoside triphosphate diphosphohydrolase 4
Exons: 12
Coding region: 4-1629 (541 amino acids)
Biological process (GO): nucleoside diphosphate catabolic process
Cellular component (GO): membrane
Molecular function (GO): nucleoside diphosphate phosphatase activity
Source: RefSeq, a predicted model, not a curated record